Messenger RNA from Cydia pomonella (codling moth), 3618 nucleotides. RefSeq lists its product as uncharacterized. The record is from RefSeq and is a predicted model, not a curated record. Gene Ontology annotation, biological process: DNA integration. Gene Ontology annotation, molecular function: nucleic acid binding. Lineage: Eukaryota; Metazoa; Arthropoda; Insecta; Lepidoptera; Tortricidae. The transcript is spliced from 2 exons. The coding region runs from base 52 to 3210 and encodes 1052 amino acids.
AACGAGAAAGGAAAGGAACAUCCCAUACAUUACUUACCGUUUUAUGGAGUAAUGGCCACUGGAAAGCCACUUAGACUCGUCUAUGAUGCUUCAGCUAAAACAAAGAAUGCGAAAAGUCUUAACGAAUGUUUAUAUGCCGGUCCCAUGAUGCUCGAAGACCUUACUGGAUUACUAAUUCAAUUUAGAUGUCAUAAUAUAGGAUUAACUGCAGAUGUAGAAAAGGCUUUCUUACAGAUUGGAUUGAAUAAUGAUGAUAGAGAUGUAACUAGAUUUCUCUGGGUGAAGGACUCUGAAAAACCUGUCACUGAAGACAACCUCAUACAAUAUAGAUUUACUAGAGUUCCUUUCGGAAUUAUCUCAAGUCCAUUUUUAUUAAACGCAACCAUAAAAUAUCAUCUACAGACCUCUGAAGGAAAUUAUACCAAACAAUUAGCUAACAACAUAUAUGUGGACAACCUACUUACAGGCACGGGGUCAGUGGAUGAAGCUUUAGAAUUGUACAAUGAGGCAAAAGAUAAGUUCUUAGAAAUAUCAAUGAAUCUUCGAGAAUGGAGUUCUAAUUCAAAGGAUUUCAUAAAUCAAAUACAGGAUGCGGCACCAGAAACUAUAGUAAAAACUUUAGGUUUAAAUUGGGAAUUGAAGAAAGACUCACUUCAUCUAAGAGCCAAAGUAAUUAAGACCAACAAAGUUACAAAAAGAGGUAUUCUUAAAACUAUAGCGGCAAUAUAUGAUCCUUGUGGAUUCAGUGUACCCGUAGUAUUACCAGCCAAACUACUUCUUCAACAAUUAUGGAAGGAAAAAGUCAAAUGGGACAGCUCACUAUCAGAUGAAAAGAGACAAGAAUGGGUAAAUAUUCUAGAAGAUCUUAAAGCAAUAGAGUCAAUACGUCUACCAAGAAAUAUGACUAUUCCUAAUGAAAGAAAGGCACAAUUGCAUUGUUUCGCAGAUUCUUCGACAGUAGCCUACGCGGCCGUAGUAUACUUGGUACAAAAGGAUAACAUCCAGUUUGUAAUAGGUAAAUCACGCCUUGUGCCUGCCAGGAAUCAAGAAAACCUAAAAAUACCGAAACUUGAACUUUUAGGCGUUUUAAUUGGCAGUAGACUCAUUAAAUAUGUCCUCAAAUUCUUGCAAAUGGAUAGCACAGAAACGAUAUUAUGGACCGAUAGUCAGAUCGUAAAAAGCUGGUUUUAUUCAGACAAACUGUUAGAACCGUUCGUAUCUAGAAGAAUAGAAGAGAUAAGAAGUAAUAAAAACCUAAUCGUGAAGUAUGUUCCAUCUGGACUUAAUCCAGCAGAUGUUGCAACACGACCGAGUACUUCAAAAGAAGAGAGAAAUAAGUGGUUGGAUGGACCUGCCUUCUUACGACACGAUCCAAAGGCCUGGCCCAAGAGCCCAGGUAUUGAAGUUUCUCUUCUGUUGGGGGAGGGUCUGUCUAACACAGAAAAUCAUCAAAAAGAUAAAACAUUGCCUACCAAAUCAAAUCCUGUAACAAACUCAGAUCCUCAAUUACAAGAAAUAAGACAGUUACAACAAACAAUGUUCCCGGAAGAAGUGCAAGGGAAGAAAACGAGUUUAGCUCGCAACCUAGGUUUAUUCUGUGACACAAAUGGAAUCUUACGAUGUGACGGUCGUCUCACAAAUUCAGAUUUAUCCUUCAACGCAAAACAUCCCAUUCUCUUACCGAAAGAAUGUGAAUUCACAGAAAAACUCAUAAAAGAAACUCAUGAAAAGAAUCUCCAUGUAGGAGUACCUCACACUUUAAGUCUUAUACGUCAGAAGUAUUGGAUACCUCAAGGUAGAACUGGAGUCCAAAAAACAUUAAGUAAAUGUCCAAGAUGUGUAAAACACGGAGGAGGUCCGUAUGAAUUACCCAAGACUCCUGCAUUACCGGUAGAGAGGGUGAAGUAUACGACUUCAUUCGCUUACACAGGGGUAGACUAUUUUGGACCAAUGAUUGUGAGGACGGAAAACGGUUUAAAGAAAAGAUGGAUCUGUCUGUUUACGUGUCUUGUAAUAAGGGCGAUACACCUAGAAGUCGUCAAGGAUCUGACGACUAACGAAUGCCUCAUGGCAUUUAGAAGAUUCAUUGCUACAAGAGGAGCUCCGACUCUUAUAUUAUCUGACAAUGCCUCGCAGUUUAAAUUAUUGGGAGAAGUAUUGUCAGAAGAAAGAAAUUUUAUAACUAACAUAAAAUGGAAAUUUAUUCCACAGCUCGCACCGUGGCAUGGUGGAGCUUAUGAAAGACUAGUAGCAAUUGUAAAGCACUGUUUAAAGAGAACACUUCAAAAACACAUGCUUGAAGACAAUCAACUGUUAACCAUAAUUAAAGAAGCAGAGGCGGUUAUUAAUACUAGACCCCUCACAUAUGUGGGAUCAAAUGUAGAACACAUACUUAAACCUGCAGAUUUCCUAACGACAGGAAAGUGUUUAAGUAUAGAAAUACUCAUAGAAAGUUUACCACUUUCAGGUUCACUUAUAAAACAACAACUUAUUGAAGGUUGGAAUCGCGGAAACAUGAUAAUGGAUGAAUACAAAGAAAUGUUUAUUAACCAGUACUUACUUAGUCUCAGAGAAAGAUAUCGAAAUUCACCUAAACAAGCAAGGGUGAGAUCUCAGAAAAACCCAAAGGUGGGAGAUAUAGUACAAAUAAAGAGUGAAGCUAAAAAUAGAGAAGGAUGGAAGGUAGGAAAGAUUUCAGAAUUAAUAAAAGGAAAGGAUGGAUUGUGCAGAGUUGCAAAAGUAAAAGUAGGGGACAGUGUGUUCACAAGAUCUAUUGCACAUUUGUAUCCUCUAGAAGUGGAUGAGGAUGUAUCAUUCCAAGAUCCUACAAGGGAAUCCCUAGUAAAUGAGGAUAAAACAGCAUACUUUGACACUGAAGAUCUCCCUCAGACCUUACCUUUAAGGACUAAAGAGAGUAACACGUACGUCCCUACCUGCACAAACGAUUCUAAGGAAGAUCAUCACAUAUUAAAAGAGACAAAUGAAAACGACUUGACAAUGGACCAAGGAGAACUGUUGGAAGGCACAAAUUUGAUACAAAACAGGGAAAUUGCUCCAGAACAAGUUCCUUCUGGGUCAGAAACUGAUAUAAAUAAUGAAGAGUCGUCAAAUCAUCAAAUUGUAUCGACUGAUCAACGUCGAGCAGCCGCGGUCCAGGCUAUGGAAAGAAUCCAUAGAUGGACACAAGAAUUAAUGUCAGCCAUUAAUUAAGAUCCAGAGGGGGAGUGUCGCGAAGUACGCGAUGAUUGUAAAUAAUAGACAGCAACACUUAAGCCCGGAAACGUAAAAUAAAGAACAUGAAAUUUAGUCUAUGGUCUGGAGUAGAACGUGGUCUAUGUUGGCCGCUGGCGUUGGGGAGCGCUGGGGAUCUUGAGUCACACCGAGUCCAACUUAAUUAAGGUAAGGAUGACAAUAUUCCUCUCAUACUACAGAAGCCUCAAUUACAAUAAUGCCAUAGUAUGUCUAUCAACCAAUCAAUUAACUAAAUCAUAAAGCGAAGCAGAUAUUUAAUCCUACUGGGUUAUAGUUAUUGUUGAACCAAGGCAAGAGUAAUUAAAGGAAUCUUGGAUUACAAUGUUAAUCAUUAUAAAUCUUUAUGUAUUAAAUUCAUCCCCUUUG